Poecilia latipinna (sailfin molly) is the source of this 1852-nucleotide messenger RNA. RefSeq names its product ankyrin repeat domain 63 (gene ankrd63). The transcript has a single exon. Gene Ontology annotation, molecular function: protein binding. The coding region runs from base 374 to 1768 and encodes 464 amino acids. The record is from RefSeq and is a predicted model, not a curated record. Lineage: Eukaryota; Metazoa; Chordata; Actinopteri; Cyprinodontiformes; Poeciliidae.
UGUUUUGUAACAGUUCAAGCUGAUGGUGACCUGAUGUCUCCAGACCCAAACGCGGUGAGUGGACAGCACACGCUCCAAUUUACUUUCCAAAUUUAUGUUCCUUCAUCUCAUUCAACAAGUGUGGAGUGAAUUUAUAUGCCAGCGCCUCUCACAAGCACCGUCCGCUCCAUCGCAGAGUCUCUUUAUUAUUAUAAACAUCGUAUUUCCAUUAGAAAGCAGAACAAAGCCCGAUAAUUAUGCUCGAGUUGCCCCCGGAAAUCUCGCUUUCUCUAGCCUAUAUAUUAGGAUCGCUGGGUCUGUCGGGACGCUUUCCCCGGAAGCAGACAAGCAGACAUGAGUUUUCUUAGUUAAAUCUUCGUCUUGUUGAAGAAACAUGCUCAAAACUACUGGGCAGACAGGCACAAAAAUCCUCCUGGAUGCGAUGUCCAAGGAUAAAGUCCACUUGGCCAGGUUUGUUCUGGACGCGCUGGAUGGAGAAAUCGUUGACUCCACAGCGGACGGCGCGCAGACGCCCCUCAUCUCUUCCGUUCUGCUGCCCGACAGCCAGACCAGAUGUAAGUUCGUAGAGCUUCUGCUGCACAGGGGGGCCAGCGUCAACUAUCAAGAUGGGAACGGACGCACAGCGCUCAGCUACGCCUGCGAGAAAGGCUACCUGGACGCGGUUAAGAUCCUGGUCCAGAACGGCGCAGAUCCAGAGAUCCUGGACUCGUGGGGGAACACCCCGUUGAUGUACGCGGCUGUAGCGGAUCACACCUUAGUUGUUGAGUUUUUGGCGAGAGCCUUCAAGAGGUUAGGUUUGCAGAUAGACAGGCAGAACAAAGCUGGCAACUCUGCUGUUGAAGUGGCAAAGUUCCUCGGUCACACAGAGUGCAUUUCUGCGCUUACCAAUAACUCCAAGAGGAGCCGUGAGGUUGAUGAAGGCAAGAUUGAGGGAAAAGUUGAUAGUUUGGCCAGUAAACUUGAAGUCCUCAAAAUGAGUGGCCGUGCAGAAAUGUCUCAGAUAAAGCCCAGUCGUUUGCCACCGAUGGAGUUUGAAAGAGAAAAUAAUAAAUCCUCUUUGGGUCUACAGGAUAUGAUCUUCUCUGGAGCACGCACUCCUGUGCCCCGACCAGGGAUUUACAAUCAACCCAUUUCUAAACAAUGCACCUCCCUGGAAAAGAUGCCCUCCUCUACUCAUCACUUGCCCCCUCUCUUAAACGGACGUGAUGCUGAAAAGCUAAUUUUCUUCUCCCCCCAGCCAAACAGAAACAUGCCGCAUCCCUGUGCGCCAUCCACUCUUGGCAUCUUACUGACUCCCAUUCUUCCCAACAAAUGUGAGGCUGAGAGGGGAAGGGAGAAAUCUUUCCGCGUGGGAAGAUUUAACGAGUGCUACUACAGGAAAAGAUGCAGUCUGCCAACCAGUAUGCUUAGCCCCACACCUCCAGAGCGCACUCUGGUGCCUGUGCGUAAAUCCAGGACGGUGAGGAGGCGCAAAGAGUCGAUGAGCUUCACCGAACCGCUUCCGUUUGCCACAACAGCUUCUGCCUCAACUCCAACAACUUUCUCAGCAUUGACUAAUAAACUCUUCCGAAGAUUUACCUCCCCGGAGUUCAAGAAAGUCGUUGGAGAUCUGGAACAGAAUCCGUUGCGGUCUUUAGGCCGCAUCCCGCGAUCAGAAACUUUCCCUCAGGAGACGAGGCAUCCGCAGGUGGACAGUACGCCCAGCAUCGACAGCAUCAGCUCCGUUAAGUGCGAGUUUGACUUUCAGUUCAGACAGACAAACUCUUAAGACUGAGCGCCAUGUGCAAAAGGGGGGCAAAGGACUGCUAUGUUACGUAAUAAUGUUUUUUUUUUUUUUUUUUUUUUUUUUUUU